Danio aesculapii is the source of this 847-nucleotide messenger RNA. It is a transcript of the gene fkbp7, whose product is annotated as FKBP prolyl isomerase 7. Lineage: Eukaryota; Metazoa; Chordata; Actinopteri; Cypriniformes; Danionidae. Bases 46 to 714 code for a protein of 222 amino acids. The record is from RefSeq and is a predicted model, not a curated record. The transcript is spliced from 4 exons. Gene Ontology annotation, molecular function: calcium ion binding; peptidyl-prolyl cis-trans isomerase activity.
GUACUGCCGCGUCAUCAGCUGCACGGCCCGGCGCCACGCCGACAAAUGUGCAAGAUGUCCCUGCGCUCUUUAAUUUAUUUUUGCUUGAUUUUAUCUCUACAAGCGCUCUUUCCCUUCAUCACAUUAAUUCGUGCAAAUGAAACAAAUCAAGAUGUUAAAAUUGAGGUUACGUUUCUGCCAGAAAACUGCAGCCAGAAAGCCAAAAGAGGAGACAUGCUGAACGCGCAUUAUGAUGGAUUUCUAGCAAAAGACGGAUCUCAGUUCUAUUGCAGUCGAACGACAGAGAAGGGUCACCCACACUGGUUUGUGUUAGGCGUUGGAAACAUUAUUAAAGGUCUCGAUGUGGGGCUCCAAGAGAUGUGUCCAGGCGAGAAGAGAAAAGUUACAAUUCCCCCUCCUCUGGCGUACGGCGAGAAAGGAAACGGUCCUGUUCCUCCAAAUGCAACGGUGAUCUUUGAGGUGGAGCUGUUGCACAUAAGCAGAGGACCACGCAGCAUAGAAGCCUUCAAGGAAAUGGAUGCUGACAACAACAAGGAACUGACAAAAGAAGAGAUUAAAGAGUACCUGAAAAUGGAAGCCAAGAAGUUGCAGACCCAGAAAGAUGAAUCCUAUUUUGAUGAUGUUGUGGCAGAUGUGUUUCAUAAAAAUGAUCAUGAUGCUGAUGGGACCUUAUCACUAAAGGAAUACAAUGUUUACAACCACGAUGAACUGUAAACACUAUCAGACAGAGACAUUUUCACACCAUUAGUGCACUGGACAAUCUCCACAAGAUGCUCUUUACAUUGUGAUUAAAGAUUUUGCUUUGAAUACCACUAAAUUUUUAAUAAAGUUGACUCAAAUACUUGUA